Molecule: messenger RNA, 2123 nt
Organism: Oryza sativa Japonica Group (Japanese rice)
Lineage: Eukaryota; Viridiplantae; Streptophyta; Magnoliopsida; Poales; Poaceae
Product: protein trichome birefringence-like 19
Cellular component (GO): Golgi apparatus
Molecular function (GO): O-acetyltransferase activity
Source: RefSeq, a predicted model, not a curated record
UGUGUCACAGAAUAUGAUAAAUGCUUAUCAAUGGACAAUGAUAUUCUCACGGAAGCUCAUGAAGCACGGUGCGCUGUCGCAGAAUAUGGUAAAUGCAUAUCAAUGGACAGGGAUGUUAUCCUGGACGCUCAUAAAUCACUCUUGGCUAGUAUAACAUAUGUUGAGGGGAAAGUUCCCCCCACAGUCAAGUUAAAUGUCGUGGAGCCUUGCAGCCGGUGCCAUGCAGUUGAAUUAUAGAUGUCUUCGUCAUACAUGUAGCCUUGCAGCACUCGCUGGCUCGGUGCGUUCCCGCUCACUACCUUUCGGCUUUCGUUUUUCUUCGCGUUCAGCUGGCGCUUGGCCUGUUUACGACUUUGGGGAUAAAAAAACCAUCCAGCCGCGUACCAUCCGCCACUGCUGGUUCCUGCGCUACACCGCGCUUUUUGUUACCGUACCAGACGCCUCCGCCGUGAUCCCUGACCUCCGCCGCUCGGUAGCACGAGUGCCGUUUGGCCGUACCAAUCACCGGUGAGCAAUGAACAUUUCCUCCAUGCGCACAGUGCAGUAAACAAUGGGAGUAUUCUGUUAUAUUCAUUCAUGCAGAGAAUUGAGUUGACUCCCUGAGUUUGUGGCGACUACGUGCUGGAUCAAGCAGCACAUGUUCGUGCACGUUGGCGCGACGCAGCUAGCAACAGAUAGCACAUCCCAAAUUAAUCCACCGUCCCUUAACUCCCAAAAGUUGAUGAAAACAUCAGCAGAGCACUCAUCUUGCCCUCUCUCGCAAAACGGUCGAAAUGAAGCACAACAACCUGCUCGUCCGGAGAGCGGCUUCCACCACCGGGCUUCUCCUCAUCCUCCUCCUCCUUGUCGCCUUCACCGUCUGCAACUACUCCUCGCUGAAGCUGAGCACACGCCAGUACAUCGAUGGCACGUCGGCGAGAUCGUCGUCGACCCGUGCAAGCUACGCCAGCGGCGGCGGAGGAGGCGCGGCGUGCGACGUCGCGAGGGGGGAGUGGGUGCCCGACCCGGCGGCGCCGUACUACACCAACGAGACGUGCCCGCUGAUCGACAGCCGGCAGGACUGCAUGAAGUACGGCAAGCCUGGGCUGGAGUCCAUCCUCCGGUGGCGGUGGCGUCCCCACGGCUGCGACCUCCCCCGCUUCGACGCCGCCGCCUUCCUCCGCCUCGUGCGCGGCAAGUCUAUGGCCUUCGUCGGCGACUCCGUCGCGCGCAACCACAUGCAGUCGCUCAUGUGCCUCCUCUCCAAGGUGGAGUUCCCGACGGAGAUCGAGGCCAAGGACUGCAUCCACUGCACGCGCAAGUACCACUACCGCGCGCACAACUUCACCGUGUGCGUGUUCUGGGCGCCGUUCCUGGUGCGGUGGAACCUGACGCGCGCCGGCGCGCUGCAGUUCAUGGACCCGCACAACGUGUUCCUCGACGAGGCCGACCCGGAGUGGUCGCGCGGCGUCGCCGGCUACGACUACGUCGUGCUCAACGGCGCCAAGUGGUUCACCCGCCCCACCAUCCUCUACGAGGGAGGCCGCCUCGUCGGGUGCAACAACGACUGUCACGGCGGCGAUCCCAACGCCACCGCCGCCACGGCGCCGCCGGAGUACGCGGUGCGCGCGUCGUUCCGGACCGCGCUCCGCGCGCUGCGCGAGCACCCCGUGUUCCGCGGCACGGUGAUCGUCCGCACGGUGGCGCCGCCGCACUACGAGAACGGCAAGUGGUACGACGGCGGGAACUGCCUGAGGACGCGGCCCAUGCGGAGCGACGAGACGGGCCUCCCGGAGACGGAGGCCGCGUUCCACGCCGCGCAGGUGGAGGAGUUCCGCGCCGCGGCGGCGGCGGCGGCGGGUGGGAGGUUCUUGCUGAUGGACGUCAGCGGGAUGAUGCAGAUGCGCGGCGACGGGCACCCUGGGCAGUACGGCCACUGGCCGCACGAGAAGGUCGGCUUCGGCAUCGACUGCGUCCACUGGUGCUUGCCUGGCCCCGUCGACGCCUGGAACGAGCUGCUGCUCCACUUGCUCCGUGGUUAGGCAACUGAGCAUGAUACAUCUACCUAGUCUUAGUUUUCUCUUCCUUCGCAUUGUAUUGUACAAGUGGCAUGCAUUUGGAAUUUUGGAUGCGAAUUGAUGUCA